AUGGCGACACACCGCACCUCCGCAGGACACAGUCGACGCGAGGCUCAAGUGAUCGAAGUUCCUGUUGGUGACUUCAUCCGCAAGAAUGAGAUUGGUAAGGGCAGUUUCGCUACUGUCUACCUCGCCUCUCACAGGGUAUGCAACUCAGAUCUUCUGUCCUCAUUAGAUCUUCUGGCUAACUCACAUAACAGANAGCGCAAGUCGUACGCUGCUAUCAAGUCAGUCGUCACAGGAAAGUUGACGGGAAAGUUGAGAGAGAAUCUCAACUCCGAGAUCAACAUCCUGAGGAAAUUGCAGCACCCUCACAUUGUUGCCUUGUUCGAAUGUGUCGACACCCCGCAGCACAUCCAUCUGGUCAUGGAGUACUGUCAAAUGUCGGAUCUGGCUGCGUUCAUGAAAGGUAGAGCCCGGAUUGCUACACUGCCUGAGACGCGCGAUAUCUUCCAGAGAUACCCAAAUCCGACUAACGGCGGUUUGCAUGAAGUCCUGGCUCGUCAUUUCCUCAAGCAGAUUGCCAGUGCACUUCAGUACCUGCGCAAAUACAACCUGAUCCAUCGCGACAUCAAACCGCAGAACAUGUUGCUUAACCCGCCACCAACGUACAUGCAGAAACAAAAGCCAGAGGACGUGCCCUUAGCAGCAAGCGAAAAUUCACUCAUCCCUGCUGUCGGUGUGGCUUCUUUGCCCAUGCUGAAGCUUGCCGACUUUGGUUUUGCUCGUCAUCUUGCCAGUACUUCGCUCGCCGAAACUCUUUGUGGCUCCCNNCCCUUAUAUAUGGCCCCAGAGAUUUUGGCUUACCAGAAGUACGACGCAAAGGCAGACCUGUGGUCCGUAGGUACUGUGGCCUACGAAAUGGUGGCUGGAAGGCCUCCUUUCAAGGCCACCAACCACGUUGAGCUGCUUCGCAAGAUUGAUCAAGCACAGGACGUGAUCCAGUUUCCUGCUGGUUUGGUUGUUUCUCGGGAGUUCAAGGACACGAUCAAAUCUCUUCUGAAAAGACAACCUACACAGCGCGUUAGCUUUGAACGAUUCUUUGGAAGUUCUACCAUCGUCGGCGAGAUCCCAGAUCUUGUUGAGGAGGACAAACCACGUGUCGCCGACGCGUCUGACUCUGACAUCGCCAUGUCCGCAUUGAGUCUUCGCCUGCAGCAGCAGUCCAUAAACAGUCCUGAGCAAGAAAUUGACAGAGCUGGUAGCGGACAAACUGUUCGUGAUCCCUUUUCAGGCAUGGCUAGAAAGCCCACAGCUGCGAUUGCUUCGCCAAGCGUUGAGCCUACUAAGAGACCUGAGAUGCCUAUCAACCGUCGGCAGACUGAAGCAGCUGUUCCUUCAGUCGAACCGAAGCGUCACGCUGUCCAAACGGAGCAAAAACGACCACCACUGGUCCCGACUGCGACUGCUCCCUCGCGCCAAGAGCUGCAGCACGUAGCCCCUACCAACCAAGGCAGGGCUAGUAACCCACGUUAUGUUCCGUCUCCCAGUUCCUCGGCUCCUCAGACUUCACCCAUGCAUGACAAGAUCUCUCAAGAGUCGCGCGAUACGAACACAGCUCAUGACUUGACAUUUGAGAAAGAGUAUGUUAUGGUUGAGAAGAAAGCUGUCGAAGUGAACGCCUUUGCCGAUGAGCUCGCGGAUCGCAACAGACAACCAGAGAAUCACGCGAGUGGUAUGACUCGUCGUGCGACGGCUCCGGGAGUGCCUGGCGCAAACGUCGUAUCGAACGUGUUGAAGACGGUUUCUGGCAGACAGACAGGCACACUUCAUGGUCGUCGUCCUUCUUUCGAACAACGUGGACAGGCUCCCUCGCCCACAGACUACCUAUCGCGAGCUUUGAGCGCUGCCAACAACCGUAUUCGCCAGGCAAUAAUCGGACAGCCACAGGGUAUUUCGCCACCUCAAGGAUAUGCUGGCUUUCCUGCAUCUUCAGCACCCNCUCUGCAGUUGACGAUGGGCGAUGGAAGAAGCUCGCCGAGCAACAUUGACGAAGACACUCGAAUGCUUCAAAUCGUUGAGGAAGGCGCAACUCGUAGUGAUGUCGUCUACGGAUUCGCAGAAGUCAAGUACAGACAAUUGCUUCCUGCAACUCCUUCUGCAGAAGAGAGAAACACAAUUCGUCAGAUCAGUGCCUUGGAACAGCCUCUCAACACUGGCGAGGACGCCGACAACCAAGAUCUCACACAGGUCGCGAUCGUGGCAGUGGCAGAGGAAGCAUUUGUCCUAUACGUCAAGGCGUUGGCCAUCCUGGUGAAGACUAUCAACCUCGUGAAGUACUGGUGGGAUCGUCAGCGCAGGAUCGACACUCCACCUGGAUCACUUCCAUCGAGACUCGGCGAAGUUAGGCAAAGUUCUUUCGAAAUGAACAAGAAGAUGAACAACGUUGUUCAGUGGGCUCGCACACGCUUCAACGAGAGUCUCGAGAAGUCCGAGUUGGUCGGGCGCCGUUUGAUCGAAGCUCAGAAGCAGCUCCCGAUUAGUCAUCCAGGACAUCCCGACAAUCAUGGCCAUUUACAAUCUUCAGGAUCUGGCAACACUUUGACCGCGGCUAUUGAUCACAUUCAACUGACUAGCGGCGUCACGGCUGAGAAGCUGAUGUUUGAUCGCGCUCUUGAGAUGAGUCGUGCUGCUGCGGUCAACGAGCUUGUGGGAACCGACUUUGGCGGCUGCGAACUCAGUUACAUCACAUCGAUCAUGCUCCUGGAAGCCGUCCUCGAGAAUGACGAUGAGCCUCUACUCUCGAGACCAAGCUCGCACAAGGCUAGAGCGGGCAACGCAAACGCCACCAUCAACGGCAUGGAAUCUGAGGACCGCGAUGCGGUUCUCAAGUGUAAGUUCUGCAAAGACGACUUGGCCCUGAUCCGUACUGACUCUCUCUUUCUAGUAAUUGAAGGCACUCGGGGCAGACUUGAUUGUCUCCGCCGUAAAAUCAGGCAGCAGGCCUUGUCGAAGCAGACCACACCGACAUCCACGACCAGGCCUAUGGCAAGAACAUCUUCGUCGCCAGGCACAGCUAUGGGCACACCGCCAAGAUAG
Messenger RNA from Aureobasidium musti, 3030 nucleotides. NCBI's taxonomy places the organism in Eukaryota, Fungi, Ascomycota, Dothideomycetes, Dothideales, Saccotheciaceae. The record is from the annotation of a GenBank genome assembly.